Messenger RNA from Python bivittatus (Burmese python), 6461 nucleotides. Lineage: Eukaryota; Metazoa; Chordata; Lepidosauria; Squamata; Pythonidae. The record is from RefSeq and is a predicted model, not a curated record.
UGGCUCAGAACAGAUCUUCAGAUCAUCAAUUUCAGCAUUGCAGCACGGAACACUCCUGUCCUGCACUACACUUACAACAAUCCUGGUGGCUUUAUUCUUGCAAAAAGCCAAUAUGGGUAUAUGCUUCCUUGUUAUCCUAUUCAGCAGCUGCUUAACAUACCUAGGUGUUGCCAAUAUGACUUCAGUACAACCGUCGACUGAGAGUCCCUCGUCCACCAGUUUAGUGAAAACUGUCAGUACACAGUCAAGUAGUGCGAAGCCCACAAGCUCAAUGAAGAGGCACGCCACAUCACCAACCGUGUCUCCGGUGGUGAUACAAAGCCACACCCCUCUGAAAGAGCCAGAAUUCACAACCACCACAACCAUCACGUUGCCCAGCGUGGGAGUGGCCACAACCUCACACAAAACUCUGCCCACUUCUGGGCCCACCGCCAUUCCACUCAAUGCCACAGAAUCACCUCCCAGUGUCACAACUACAAAUAAAACCUUGAUGACUGUGGAGACCAACGUCACAACUGCACUAGCUACUUCACAAGCCUUUAACACCGCAACUAAGAUGACAGGACAUGCCGGUGAUUCGGAUCCUCGACGAGAUGAAACACCAAUCAUCGCUGUAAUGGUGGCAUUGUCCUCCUUGCUAGUCAUAGUAUUUAUUAUUAUUGUCCUGUACAUGUUAAGGUUCAAAAAACACAAGCAGGCAGGGAGUCACUCCAACUCCUUUCACUUGUCCAACGGCCGGGCAGAUGACGUCGAACCCCAGAGCAUGCCGCUGCUGGCCAGAUCUCCCAGUACCAACAGGAAAUACCCACCGUUGCCUGUGGAUAAACUGGAGGAGGACAUUAACCGGCGAAUGGCAGAUGACAACAAGCUCUUCCGGGAGGAAUUCAGUGCACUUCCAGCAUGUCCCAUCCAGGCUACCUGUGAAGCUGCCUCUAAAGAAGAAAACAAGGAGAAGAACAGAUACGUCAACAUUUUGCCUUAUGAUCAUUCCAGAGUUCAUCUGACACCUAUUGAAGGGGUUCCAGACUCUGAUUAUAUCAAUGCCUCAUUCAUCAAUGGGUAUCAGGAGAAGAACAGGUUCAUUGCUGCACAAGGACCAAAAGAAGAAACUGUGAAUGACUUCUGGAGAAUGAUUUGGGAGCAAAACACAGCCACAAUUGUCAUGGUGACCAAUCUGAAGGAGAGGAAAGAGUGUAAAUGUGCCCAGUAUUGGCCAGAUCAGGGCUGUUGGACGUACGGAAAUAUCCGAGUGUCUGUAGAAGAUGUGACAGUCCUGGUUGACUACACGGUGCGGAAAUUCUGCAUUCAACAGGUGGGCGACGUCACCAAUAAGAAACCUCAGCGCCUCGUGACGCAAUUCCACUUCACCAGCUGGCCCGACUUUGGGGUCCCUUUCACUCCUAUUGGGAUGCUGAAGUUCCUGAAGAAAGUGAAGACAUGUAACCCCCAAUAUGCUGGCCCCAUUGUUGUCCACUGCAGUGCUGGUGUGGGACGAACAGGAACAUUCAUUGUGAUCGAUGCCAUGCUGGACAUGAUGCAUGCAGAGAAGAAGGUGGAUGUUUAUGGGUUUGUGAGCCGAAUCCGGGCCCAACGCUGCCAGAUGGUACAGACUGAUAUGCAGUAUGUAUUCAUCUAUCAAGCUCUUCUAGAGCAUUACUUAUAUGGAGACACAGAAUUGGAGGUGACCUCACUGGAGAUCCACCUUCAGAAGAUUUACAACAAAAUUCUGGGGAGCAGCAGCAACGGAUUAGAGGAAGAGUUUAAGAAACUUACCUCCAUCAAAAUUCAAAAUGACAAAAUGAGAACGGGCAAUUUGCCAGCCAACAUGAAGAAAAACAGGGUGCUGCAGAUAAUUCCAUAUGAGUUCAACCGGGUGAUCAUUCCAGUGAAGAGGGGUGAAGAAAACACAGAUUACGUAAAUGCUUCCUUUAUUGACGGUUACCGUCAAAAGGAUUCCUACAUUGCCAGCCAAGGGCCCCUCCAGCACACCAUUGAGGAUUUCUGGCGGAUGAUCUGGGAGUGGAAGUCAUGCUCCAUUGUGAUGUUGACCGAGCUGGAAGAGAGGGGCCAGGAGAAGUGCGCUCAGUACUGGCCUUCAGAUGGCUCUGUGUCUUAUGGAGAUAUCACUGUGGAGCUGAAGAAGGAAGAGGAGUGUGAGAGCUACACGGUGCGGGACCUGCUGGUGACCAAUAACAGGGAAAACAAAAGCCGGCAAAUCCGACAGUUCCACUUCCAUGGUUGGCCAGAGGUUGGAAUCCCCACGGAUGGGAAAGGCAUGAUCAAUAUCAUUGCAGCAGUACAGAAGCAGCAACAGCAGUCUGGGAAUCACCCCAUCACUGUGCAUUGCAGUGCUGGAGCUGGACGAACAGGGACUUUUUGCGCGUUGGGCACUGUCCUGGAAAGGGUCAAGGCUGAAGGAAUUCUGGAUGUCUUUCAGACAGUGAAGAGUUUGAGGUUACAGAGGCCACACAUGGUGCAAACACUGGAACAGUACGAAUUCUGCUACAAGGUGGUUCAGGAAUAUAUUGACGCCUUUUCAGAUUAUGCCAACUUCAAGUGAACCUGAACGUGACAGAAGAAAAGAGUUGCCUUCUUUAAUACUUUGUAAUAUUCUGUUUGUUAAUAUCCCUGUCCCCAAAUGUGUAUAUAUCUUAACUGUUCUAGAGGGUUGGUACCAUAAGAUUGCUAUUAGCUUGAGAUUUUAUAUGUAGCAAAAGUGUUAGAAAGAGAUUGUAGGCACUUUUUUUCCAAUGUUUUAUUGGGGAAUUAAAUAGUGUGAUAUUUGGAUUAAUAUUGUGAAAACUCUCUCCUGGAGAGUUGAUGCAGGCUGUUUUUGUUUUGUAAAUCUUUUUUUUUUUCCCUUGAGGGAGUAAAGCUUUUUAAAAACCAAAUGAGAUUCUUCCUAUCAGCUGUUUCUUUUCAGAGGAAAAAGGGUGGCACAGAAAUACCAUUUUUUUAAAAGCUUUUCCUUCUGUCCCCAUUCCCUUGGAAGGCAAUUUCAUUCUUUUCAAGGGCUUUUUGAAAGAAUAUUUAGCAGAGAUUUCUGUGGAAGAGGAAGAAGGUUGUCCCUUUUGCAUUUCUUCUCAAAGCUCUUGAGGAUAGGCGGUUCCCCUCCGCUUACGGGACCUUCCCUGCACCUUGAAUUCAAACUGGAUGCUCCCGACUGAUGUUCUAAACAGCUGUCUUUGGAAAAUGGGGGAUCCCACCUGGAAUGGAGAAGGUGCUCCAUUGGUUGAUCAUCUGCAAAGGUGCUUCUGAAUAUUUGGGGUAUGGCAGACCUGGACUUCGUAACAGUCUUUCUUUCUCCUGACUAGCAAGUUCUCCAGCCGCACCCCUGGAUGCUGACAUGCUUCAGUCUGACCUGUUUCCCCUUUGUAUCUUCUUGCAUUUUUCACUGGCAUCACUGCCUAUAAUGGAAUUGCCUAUAUUGCAGCUUCGGUUUGUGGGGCUCGUUUCACUUUUUGGCAACUUGGAAGUGGAACUGUGUGUGAUGCGUAAUGCACCCCUGCCAUCUCCACCCUUCCUGUGGUUUUAGGCAGAUGUGCCGGUGGUUGACCGCCAUCUUCUCAGCCAUUCCCUGCCUUUGCAACGCGGGCUGAUAAAGCAGAGCAGAAACACACCCAAAAUUAUGACUCCCUAAACAUCAUGGAAAGAGUUGGGUUUUACCCCCCCCCCCAAUAUUUGGGCUCACAUCCUCCCUCUCGCUACUUUGCACAAGUGAGUCAUGCUGUAAACCUGGAUUUUUUUCGCUAAGGUAAAAUGAAAAAUGUACAGGGUCCUGUUGGAUCAGAACGUGUUCCCAUUUUUGGAAAAAUGAAGAAGGGACAUGGAAGGAGAACCCAGGGGUCUCUUUGUGAAACAGACUUUCCUUUCCAACCCCUGUCAUCUUAAUACUCCCAAUUUGUUUCUUUAGGAGAACAGCUUUCUGUGUUUACAAGGGUACACUCGUUUUUUUUAAAAGUUCACCGAAAAUAACAAAAAAAAGCUUCAUUUAAAAAUUGCAUACAUACAAAUACAUACAUAAAACAGCUAACCAAAUACUGUAGCGUAACACUGAAAUUUGCCAAGAGAGGUGAGAUGAAGGGAAGCCCUCAAAAUGUAUCUUAUCACCAAAAAUCCCCACACACACACAAAAAAAAUCCAAAAAUGUGAUCAGAUGGUUUGAAAAUGCCCUUCGGCACUCCUUUAUCCGAAAUAAAUACCCUCCUUUGAACACUGGCAGAGCCACAUAUGUCAGCCCCCACUUUCCAGGUCAAGUGUGGAAUUUCCUCCUCUUCUCCAUGGAUGAGAAAUGCUUUCUCUCUUUUAGGGGAUAGAGAUGUGCUAAGAAAGUCCUUGCCUCGGGGUCUCUGGGUAUAAAGAGAGGGAGGUGAUCCCUUGUCUUUCUCAUUGGCCUACAUUAGGGUUGCUUCUACUGUGGACCUAAAUGGCUGGCAAGGAUCUUCUGAGGCUGAAGAAAUAUGCAGUCAGCCUUGGGUCUACUCAUGAACUAUGCACAGAGGAUGAGUUAUGUCUGUCAUCUACUGAGAGAUGUGACUGGACCAGAGAGCAAAACGCCAGGAUCACAGCACUGCAUGAUAACAAAGUAGGAAGCAUUGGCCUCAGCCUUACGUGGAGACCUAGGUAUCUUCAUUUGUGGACUAUAAUGUGAUUUGUUCCUUCAUGUGAGUGGUGGUGCAGGAAGUACAUUCCCUAGUACAUGUUGGUUGUGAUUCUUCCCACUCACCCCAACCUAGAGUUAGAUGCUUUUCCUUUUCCUUCUUUUUCCUUUUCCCCUCUGUUAGAAGCAUACAUCAAUUACAGCUCCUACUAGGAUUUGUCCAAGAGCAGCAGUGAAGUGCCUGCCAAAAGAGCCUGUUUCUCCCCAUUCAUUCAUUCAUUCAUUCAUUCAUUCAUUCUUCCUUCAUUUUCUUUUUCAUGCAUUCCAUUCCUUGUCUUCAUGUACAAGCAUCCAUUCAGAAUUGAGCAGUCCCUGUUUCUGCAUUCCUCCAUCUGCCGUUUCAUCCUUCACUUUCAAGCACAGCACGUAGAUGAUGAAAAGAGGGUUGGGUUUGUACCAGCUUCCCCAUAUUUCCUCUGGUUCUCUCCCUUCAUUGCACCCCCCUUCAAAACAAAAAUGCAUCCAAAGGCUUUUUUUAUUGUCUGAAUUUUGCUCUCCCCUGGCAACAGCUGCAUCUCAAUACUUUUUAAGAGGCCUCCGUGCACGGCAUGCCGUUUGCAUUCGGCAAGGUGGACAGUCAAAAUAGGCGUGCCACAUCUGUGCUGCAACAAGAGGCCAGCAGAGGCGCCAAGAAUGAGUUGGCUUGAAUCUCUGGACAGCCCUCGGGUGGCGAUUUGUAUUUCUCCAGUCCAGCUAGCUUAUGCCUGGGGAAAAUGCCAGCAGCCUUGAUCAGCAUCAAGAUGGAAGAUUUUUGCUUCUGCUUCCCCCUUUCCCCAUCCCCAGUCUUUUUAUGGCAGGAAAUAUGAGGGUCAGAUCAGCCAAGGGAAGGAUGGUGAGAGACAGCUAGCGCUCAGACUCCCCGCCCCCCACCCCCCGCAAGGGCUAUACAUGGCUACGAGUCACCCCUAUGGGAUACAGAUCUUUCUUCCAUGUGGUUCUUCCAGCAGAGCAUUCAUGAUGCAGGCAGGGUGCCUUUCAAGCAGAGAAGCAUCAGUCCUUAGGUGCUACGAUGGCUGAUGGGGAAACCCUUCUACUCAUCAGCCUUCCUUGGCCUUGUGCCUUCCAGUUGUGGUGCAUCUCAACUGUCAGAUUUGCUAGCCGGCGUGAAGUCCAAUGCAUUGGGAAGACUCCAGCUGGGGAAGGUUGCUUUGCAUCUGAGAUACGGAAGAAUCCCUGCAUGAGAUGAUGUCUGGGACAUCCUAGAGUCUCUCCUUGCUAUUUGCUAGCAAAAGCACCUUGUAUGAACCAUCUGGGAAGUUAAUGCCAGCCCAGAGAACCAGGGCUGAUCUUAAUGGACCACAGAACUGGCUUAGUAUAAAACCAAUUCUCAUGGUCCAUCAUACUCCAAGAAAGGUAUGGGACAUGGAUGAAGAAAUCUUGGUUCAGGGAGUCCCCCCUCUGUGCUGGUACAUCUCAACUUGCAGAGCCUUACACUCUUGCUGAAACCCAGAGCAAAUUGUUGUUGGAAUCCUUGAUACCCUAUAUAAGCAUCUCUCCAUAAUAAAGCUACAUUUAUAAACAGAUUGUGGUGUCAGUAUGCUCAUAAAUAGCAACUGUUGUCUCUCUCACUUUUGUACUCUGAUUUGGCUUGCAGUUAGAGGGGGCAUCAUAGCUGCCUUAACCAGAGGGGUCAAGCUUUGUGCCAAAACUGAGUCUCUUGUCCCCUGCAGAUCCGCCCCACGAAUACGCCAAGGCAGACCAAGCAAACUACGUCUCCCUUCUGUUUAUCUCUGUAAUUGUAAUUCCGUUCUGCCUCAUUCCAAAUGUCUUAAUAACUUGUAUUUAUUUUUGUUGACCAAGU